Messenger RNA from Mugil cephalus (flathead mullet), 1814 nucleotides. Its product is annotated as syntaxin-2-like. The transcript has 9 exons. Gene Ontology annotation, molecular function: SNAP receptor activity; SNARE binding. Gene Ontology annotation, biological process: exocytosis; intracellular protein transport; synaptic vesicle fusion to presynaptic active zone membrane. The record is from RefSeq and is a predicted model, not a curated record. The coding region runs from base 336 to 1151 and encodes 271 amino acids. Lineage: Eukaryota; Metazoa; Chordata; Actinopteri; Mugiliformes; Mugilidae. Gene Ontology annotation, cellular component: plasma membrane; presynaptic active zone membrane; endomembrane system.
AUCUAUCCUGGUUAAAAAUGAGAGCCGUUUUGUGAACCGGGAAAACCGGAGUUGAGCUGCCAACCUCGCCCAUUUACUGCUUUCAUUUUCUGUCGUAGAGUAGUUUUAUUCAUUGUAUUUCGGCGGAAUGUUUGGUUAAAACAAGCCUGAGUUGAGUAGCUUGUGUUAGCGGCGCGGUCCUCGGUGUGUGUCAGUUGUCGCUGCUCCGUGUUUCUUGUUGCUUCUUUGUUUGCUGUCUUACGGUGACGCGCCUGCGUGCCCGCGCUCUUUAUUACACAGGUGCGCUCAGUGAUCCCAGCCCGCGAGCGGACGAACUGGGCGAGUAACAGGAUGAUAUGACAGCUGCAGCGGAGAGCCCCGUGAACAUGGAGGAGUUUUUCAAAAAGGUGGGGGAGGUGAGAAGCCUCAUUGAAAAAAUCUCCUGUCAAGCAGAGGAGCUGAAGAGAAGACACGGUGCCAUCCUCUCGUCCACAAAGCAAGACAAACGAAACAAAGAGGAACUGGAGCUGCUGAACAUGGAGACAAAGAAGAACGCAGACCUGGUCCAAUCCAAGUUAAAAUCAUUGGAGACCAACUGGCCUGUGGACGAGAACAGUACCAAUCUUUCAGUGCUCCAUCGUAUUCAGAAGAACCAGCACUCACACCUGACUCGCUGGUUUUCUGAUGUCAUGAGGGGUUACUACAAGGCUCAGAUCUCCUUCAGAGAGAAAUGCAAGGCACAGAUUCAGAGGCAGCUGGAGAUUGUGGACAAAGUGACCACAGAUGAAGAAUUGGAGGAGAUGCUGCUUCGAGACAAUCUCUCUAUCUUCAUAUCUGAUAUCAACUCUGACGCUCGGAUUUCAAGCCAGGCUCUGAGUGAGAUUGAAUAUCGUCACCAGGACAUCAUCUCCCUCGAGUCUAGUAUUCAGGAGCUGCAUGAAAUAUUUACUGACACUGCCACGCUGCUGGAGAUUCAGGGGGAGCUAAUAAACAACAUAGAAAAAAACGUCACAAGUGCUGCAGAGUAUGUAGAUGCAUCAAAAGCAGAAAUCGGAAAAGCGGUGGUAUACAAGAAACAUCCAACCAAGAUAGCGUCUCUCCCCAACUUCUUCAAGGCUUUUAAGAGACACAGCAUUGACAAAGGUGAUGCUGAUCGCAACUCCUCUGACUGAAACCAGGACCGAACCCCUUAAUGUUGACUGCACCACACAGUCCGAUCAGCAUCAAAGCCUUUUCUCUGCCCGAUGGAAAACACUUUCAUCUGACUCAUGGUGCCUGUCUGCCCCUCAGGCUCCUUCUUCCUUCUGAAGGAUAUCACCCAAGCCAUUGUUUUGAACUUUAAUAGUGAACGUGAACUUCUGUAAAAAUAAAAAUGUCAGAUGAAGUGAAAAGGCUGCGGACAAACCUCGCAAGGCAGCAGUCACCUGAUGAUGUGUGUGGACUCACAAAAGGACAAGUGCAGCUGAAGUCGAAUGAAACCACAAAAUGCCCUCAUGUUCACUUCCCAGCUAAUGUUUAGAUUUUCUGUUUUUCCAUUUCCCACAUGGCAAUGUUGUUAAAUAUAAAUGAGUCUUUUUAUGCGAAACAACUCCUGGGUUGACCUGCUCAGCUCACUCAGUCAGCCAGUAGAUGGCAUGGUAAUGUUACUCUCGAUGCAGAUCCAACCGUUAUUGCUUCCUUUCUGCAGUGCUGCUGAACACUGGUGCCUUUUUUUCUGAGAAACUGUGCUGUUCCUUCAAUAAUGUGAUGACUGUAAAAAGCAAUGUCUGUAGGUAAGCUCACUAAUGCCUCGCUCAUGCCAAUCCUAAAGAAAUAAACCUCUGUAAUGAAUUCUA